Python bivittatus (Burmese python) is the source of this 5685-nucleotide messenger RNA. It is a transcript of the gene SPRY4, whose product is annotated as sprouty RTK signaling antagonist 4. NCBI's taxonomy places the organism in Eukaryota, Metazoa, Chordata, Lepidosauria, Squamata, Pythonidae. Gene Ontology annotation, cellular component: cytosol; membrane. The record is from RefSeq and is a predicted model, not a curated record. Gene Ontology annotation, biological process: negative regulation of fibroblast growth factor receptor signaling pathway; negative regulation of MAP kinase activity; negative regulation of Ras protein signal transduction.
ACCUACCUACCUACCUAUCUGUCGAAGACAUUUAAACUCAGUUUCCCAUUUUUGAAUAAUGGGAUAAGAGGAAACAUUUAGAUGAGAGAAUGUGUUUGUUUUUAAGCAAAGUUGAAGAAAAGAACUGAAAGGAAAGGAAGGAAGCUAAACACACAGCUGAUAUUGGCUAUGCAAAAACUAAAAAAAAAAAAAGUACCAGACAUGAGUAAUUCAUGGAGGAUACAAGUACCAGGUGUUAGUGAGGCAGGAGGAAAAGCCAGAGGUUUCAUCUACGUACAUGACAGUAUUUGUUCUACUCUCUGGUUUUAACCUAAAUUAGGGAAACUGAAACAUGUGUUCCCCCCCCCCCCCAAAAAAGCUAGGUUCACAGAGGACUGCAGAAAAGAAAAAGCAGCUCCAUUGUUAGCUGCAGUUUUUAUUUCUUUGCCUUGAUAGUGAAGAAAUGUAGGAUAAUAUGCAUGAGGUGUACAUUUUCCACGCCACAGUCUGAAUCCUCCAUUGCUUAUGUUGCCUUCACUUAGGAUAAAUCAUACUUGGUAGGGUAGAAAGAAUCAAGGGGGAGGAAGAAAUGCUUCCUUAGACCUCUCUCCUUUGUUCUACAAACAAGGCAUUGGGAACGCAGUCUGCCUUGACCAAAACUCAGCAUUGUUGAAAUGCCUGGGCCAGAAUUCUGAAUUAUACAGAUUCUGAGGUUAUCUUAAAUUUAUGUUUCCAGAAUUAGGAAAGAAAUGGCACUUUUUAUGGUCCAUACUUAUUAUAUCUGAAACUACUGUCUAGCCAAUCCAAUUAUUGGCUCUGUCAAGGGCAUAUUUUCUUUGAAAGGUUUUGUUUAAGACCAUAGGCUGUGGAUCUGCAUGGUAGGCCAGAAAAUGGAAAUUCCAAAUGUAGCUUCACUUACACAUUUUCCUUUUUCAUUUGGUGCCCUUCUUGAUCCUUUAUGAAGAGGAUGCCACAUCCUAUGCUGUGCUUCUAUCCCUUCCACCCACCUCUCAUUUGCAAAGUUGGCAAAGAACUAAAUUGGGAUUCAAUCUCCCAAUUUAAGGGUCAGGAAAAGGCAGCCUGCUGAAAACACACUAUCUAAGAUAGAUAUCAUGCUGAAAGGAGGAAAAUAUUGCUAUGCCACUCCUUUUCAGGUUUUAUUUUAAGGUCUGAAGGCCUAUUGAUAAAUUUAAGCAAUUCCAUUAUAGAGAUUAUGACCUGCUCUGGCAAGGAGCUGCUGCAUACCUAAAACUGAUGCAGAAAAGCAAUGCCAACACAAAAUGUUUUCCUGCCCAAAUAUCAAAUCUGAAGCAAACAGAGAAGCAACAGAUCCAUAUUUCAUUUCUGGUGAUUGGACUGUGUCCUCCAUAAAACUAAGACAAUCUGAUAGCAUUGAGAAGCUGAAGAGUUAGCACUAUGUAUCAUCCAACUGCUUGACCUUCUCUGCUCUUCAGCACCCAUUGCCUAAGAUGCACUCACUUUGCCCAAGUAUAGAGCUGGCCCUGCAGGAAAAUGAGAGUUCUUUACAGAAGCUGUUCCUUUACUUACAUAGCUGUUCUCAAGCUUCUCCCCUUCUCAGGAGCUAUCUACUAUGUGACUUACUUUUCUGCUCCAGAAAUUAAAGCACUUCUAAUAUUACGAGUAUGCCUUUUAAAAUAAUGUUUUGGAAUACACAUGAAGUUGGUGUGCAUUAAAAUAUGUGCAUGGUCGGUUUUUGUUUUUGUUUUCUUUCUGAAUUUUCAGGUGAAAAAAAGUCUCUGUAAGCUGAGAAGGAAGCAAUUCCCUUUUGCAGUCCUUCACUUAUACAAACAUACAGGCAUUAGCUAUCAGCUAACAGAAUGGUUACUAUUCCCCAUGCAUCAGAUGAGGUAAGCUGCAGCACAUGAAAGCUUAUACCAUUUAAUAAAAUGUGUUAGUCUGAAAAGGUGCUACCAGACUCCAUUUGAUUUUAUUCUCCCCAAUAUCCUUUAUAUAUUUUCUAAGAAUUUCAUUUCAUCCUGUUUCAUUCUUUGCUGUCCAAUCAAAUAGCAAAUUGUAUUUCUACAUCAUUUGGAAUAUUUAAGGGCCAUUUUCAAUUUAUUCUAUAAUUCAGAAGAAUACUGUAAGCUCUUCCUUCAUGAAAAAAAUGUUUCUGAAUCUCUCUUCCUGUCUACUUCCUCUGUUAAAGUGAAUGAGAGGACACCUGCAAUUAAUAAUUAACAAGGUUUCAGGAACAUUCAAAUGUUAUUAGAUUACUGAACACGGUAACAAGUUAAGUCUUUCACUGUUUCACCGUUACUUGAAAGAUCAUGUCUGAAUGUGAAUUUAAUUAUAUCCCAAUUUCCUGGAAGUUUUCUUGGGAAAUUAAUGAGAUGUAUUUUUGCUUCAAUACUAAGAAUCAAGCUUGACUUGGACUUUACAUUCCUACAUUUAGGGCUGUGCUGCAAAGCAGGAUCAAAAGCACCACAAAUUUUAGAUAACUCCUUGCCCCCAUGGGGCAAGAAAGAGUUCCACAUAGAAAUGUGCAUUCUGACUAGGAUUACGUUGAAUUCAGUUAAACAGGAUCAUAUAGCUAAGAUCUAAGUUAUAAUGCAAGUGUUUAGCUAGAAAAAUAUAGAUAAGGCUUUUAUUGGCAAUUAACCUGCUUCAUUGAUGGAAUUUUAGAGGCAAUGUAAUAAUUUUAUCUUCCAUUUUUCCAUCCCACUGCCUUUUCCAUCUUUUAGUUUUCUUACCAAAAAUCUGUUAAGAAAGUAUGACAGAGUAGCAGUGCCAUGUCUUUGACUGGUAGUACAAAGAGCCCUUCACCUGGGAACAUCCACAAAAAUAAGGGGAUCUUCCAUUUCUUUCUUUAUCUAUUUCCCAUGAUUCACACAAAUGAAGAAAUACCAAACUGUAGGUGGUUUGAAGAUAUUCUUUGAGCCCUUCCACUGGGUAAAAGUAGGAGAUACAUUUUGCUUUCCCAGAACACCCAUAAAGGUGUUGCCACACAUUGGAUUGCAUUACUUGGAUAAACUAUUUUGCUGAGACUCAUCUGCAUUUCUGUCCCAUUCUGGCCUUCUCCCAGUCUCGGGUUUCUUUGACUGCCUCUGAACCUCAGUGGUGAUGGAUGAGACCAAACGUGAUGGACUAACAGCUUUCAUUAUCCCCCAUGCUGGGUUGGGUGUGGAGAUCAUUGUAGUCCAACACAUCUGGAGGUCACUGAGUUAGAGAAGGUUGGCUCACAUGGUUGUCCUGCUCUUCUGGAUGGUCCAGGCUCUGCUUUUGCUUUGGGAAGAAGUUCUGGAGAACCGAAUGCUCCACAUGAUUAAAUUUUGCCUUCACCCUGCUUUCUCACUCAGCCUCUGCAAAUGCACUGAAUGCAGCUAUUAUAUCUGAUCUGUCCUGGGGGAAAAGAAGAGGAAGCUGGUGGGGUGGAGGAUUAAGGAAUGAGUAUUGAUUUCCAGCUCGGCCGUGGCCGUUUUCCAUCGAUUAAGAGGCCUUUUCUCAAACACACCCCUUCCUUCCCCCUGUCCUUAAGGCUCACAGAAAUGCAGGUCAUGUCCUUUAAAUGAAAAAGACAAACUCCAGUACAGGGAAUUCCAGAUUUCUUCUGAGCCACUGACGUAGUCUUAAGGCCCUACAAAAUUUCCAGCUUUGUUAAGUGACUGGGGAGGGGGCAUGUUCCUCCACCCUCCCCGCAUCCUCUUUGUUUUUUAAAGGCUUCCGGAAAGCCUCGGCUUCAAGUUAACAACCAGAAAUGCCAUCGCCCCCGUAAAAGAACGAGAGCAGGCACCGGCGCUGCACCGAGAUGCCGGGGGACGUCCAGGUGCUCGCUACAGUCCUCGGGGAACGCAAGCCCAGCACCAGCCAGGAAAAAUACCCGCGAAAGGAUCCAAAACAACGUUCAACCGCAAGCAGCCUUUCCCUUACGCCCUCUCCACCUCCUCCCUUAAUUACUCAUGAGAAACGCCAUCGGCCGCCCUCGGUAGCAAAGACAAAGGAUAUUUUUCCACUACGACCUAUUUCCUUGUCUUUCACUCUUAACCGCACAUCCACUCCCUGCCUCUACUGUAGUUAGCUUUACGAUCAACCCGAGGCUGGGGGUGUGUACUGUGGUGCAUGCGCAACUGCCUGCAGCUACCGCGUUUCAUUCAUAAAAAAAAAGGAAAAACACCCGUCUAUAGUCAUCCUUAACUCUCAAUAAGUUCCCUUCCGGCCCCCCAUUCAUAAAAUGAGAGCAGAGCAUGCGCCUUGGAACUCCAGUGCCCACCCAUUCAUAGAAUUGGGAGGACAGGCAUGCGUAGUAGAGGCCCUUUCCCUCCCAUUCAUAAAAUAGCCAUUUUCCCAGGCAGCAGUUGUUGCAACAGCGAAGCGAAGCGAAGGGAAGCGACGGCUUACGCCGCCGCCGCCGCGCCUGACAGCGCAGCACUUGUAGGUUGCUCUCUGAGCCCCGGGUGUGUUUCGUGCCGAUUUUAACCUCAUCCUUCACCACCCACGUGCAACUACAGCCGGGAUCUUUCUCGGAUUUAGGAUUAACUCGCCUGUUGAGAUAUGAUCUGGACUGGAUUGUUGAAAAUGGAAUUGUGGUGGUUGUCGCAGUCAUAAAAGACCCGAAGCCUGAUCCUAAGCAUGUUUACUCAGAAGUAAGAUCCACCGAGUUCAGUGUGCCUGGACACUUAAAAGCAGGGUUUCCCAGUGCUAGACAACCUGAAAAAAAUGGAGCCUCGAAUGCCUCACAAUAUGACUGUGGUCCCCAAUUCUAUCAUGGUACAGCCUCUUCUAGAGAGCCGGAUCCCUUACGGCAGGCUGCAACAUCCCCUGACCAUCCUGCCAAUUGACCAAAUGAAGACCACACAUAUGGAGAACGACUACAUUGACAAUCCCACGCUGGCUCAACUGGUUGCUCAGAAACCCCCCCGGGGCCACCACGAGCCCACCCUUCCACCACGGUGUGAGCAAGAUGUCACCCAUCCAUGGAUCUCCUUCAGUGGGCGGCCCAGCUCCAUCAGCAGCAGCAGCAGCACAUCUUCAGAUCAAAGGCUUUUGGACCACAUGGUCCCAGCUCCUGUGGCUGACCAGUCCUCCCCAAGAGCAGUUCGGCUUCAGCCCAAGGCAGUUCACUGCAAGCCCCUGGAUCUGAAAGGACCCACAUCUCUGAAGCUGGACAAGCACUUUUUGCUGUGUGAAGCCUGUGGAAAAUGCAAGUGCAAGGAAUGUGCCCUGCCUAGGACUUUGCCCUCAUGUUGGGUGUGCAAUCAGGAAUGCCUGUGCUCAGCCCAGAACCUGGUCAAUUACUCAACCUGCAUGUGCUUGGUGAAGGGCAUAUUCUACCACUGCACCAAUGAGGAUGAUGAGGGCUCCUGUGCAGACCAUCCCUGCUCUUGCUCCCACUCGAACUGCUGUGCCCGUUGGUCUUUCAUGAGUGCUCUCUCCCUGGUUUUCCCCUGCUUGCUGUGCUAUCUGCCAGCCACUGGUUGUGUGAAGCUAUCACAGCGGUGCUAUGACCGAGUGAGUCGGCCUGGAUGUCGGUGCAAAAACACAAACAGCGUGAUUUGUAAAGCAUCCCCUGAUGGGAAAAUUGACAGCAGACCAGAGAAACCUUUUUGACUGCUGGAGAGAUGAGAGUUGGGAAGUGCAGGGUGAAAAAAGAAAACAGGAAAGGUGUUUUGUCACCCGUAUCAAAGUAUAACAUAUGUCAGCCUUUUGCAGGGAAGGAAGGAAGGAAGGAAGGAAGGAAGGAAGGAAGGA